AUGGGAGAAGAGGCAGACCCCGGUGGCGCCGUGCGCGACCUCGUCUGCGGUACAAUCGCGGGCAUGGCCGCCAAGCUCUUCGAGCAUCCGUUUGACCUCGUCAAGGUCCGCUUGCAGUCGCAGCCAAUCGACCGGCCCGCACAAUUCAAGGGCCCGCUAGACUGCUUCAAGUACACGGUCAAGAACGAGGGCGCGGUUGGCCUGUAUCGUGGACUCUCUGCGCCCAUCUUUGGUGCCGCUGUCGAGAACGCAACUCUGUUCUUUGUGUACAACCGCUGCCAGGCUGCGAUUUACAAGUUCUCGUCCAAGCCUGCGAUCGUCGACGGUGUACAGCGUGAACUGUCCAUCCCAGAACUCGCGCUCGCCGGUGCUGGAGCAGGUGCUGUGACCUCGUUCGCUCUCACUCCCAUCGAGCUCAUCAAGUGCCGCAUGCAAGUGCAGAUGAUCGCUCCCGGUGUUACCGCAACUGGUCCGGUUGUUAUCAAGACUGCCCUCGAAGCUCCAGGCUCGCCGUCCUCGACAGUCACCCUUCCCGCCAACCUUGCAAACACCAAGGCUCCUCUCAAAGGUCCCUUUGCUCUGAUCGCCGACACUGUCCGGCAGAGCGGACUGCGGGGCCUGUGGCUUGGGCAAACGGGCACAUUCCUCCGUGAGACCGGCGGCUCGGCCGCAUGGUUCGGGACUUAUGAGCUCGUGGCCCGCCUUCUCAUCCAGCGACACCAGAAGAACGCUCCACCGGGGCAUGUCGCGACAAAGGCGGAUCUCGCGGCUUGGGAGCUCAUGUUGGCGGGUGGGAUGGGCGGCAUUGCGUACAACGUCUCGCUCUUCCCUGCCGACUGCGUCAAGAGCACGAUGCAGACGCACGCCGAGCUCAACCCCAACAAGCCGGUGCCCGGCUUUGGCGCCACUUUCAUGAACAUCUACCGCACCCGCGGUAUCCGCGGACUGUACGCUGGGUGCGGACUCACGUGUCUCCGUUCUGGACCGUCGUCAGCGAUGAUCUUUGGCCUGUUCGAGACGCUGCGCAUACAUUUUGGCUGGGUGUUUGAGCCUGGGUUCGGCAAGCACGGCGAGAGCGACGACAAGCUCAAGUAG
This is a messenger RNA of Cutaneotrichosporon cavernicola, 1095 nucleotides long. RefSeq lists its product as uncharacterized. Gene Ontology annotation, molecular function: L-ornithine transmembrane transporter activity. Gene Ontology annotation, biological process: mitochondrial L-ornithine transmembrane transport. Lineage: Eukaryota; Fungi; Basidiomycota; Tremellomycetes; Trichosporonales; Trichosporonaceae. The coding region runs from base 1 to 1095 and encodes 364 amino acids. Gene Ontology annotation, cellular component: mitochondrion. The record is from RefSeq and is a predicted model, not a curated record. The transcript is spliced from 4 exons.